CGCCAGUGCGGCGUGCGCGUACGGGGCUCCAAGAGGCUGCUGUGCGUUCAGGGUUUGCUGGGUCCCCCAGCGAGCCGAAUCAGUUAUAAAUCAAGAGGAGUUGAGAGUCUGGUGGCAUGGCUUUAAUUACCUUGCGGAGGAACCUUUGUCAUUUAUCUGAUUUUCGGAUACAUGGAACUCUGGCUGGUCUGAAAACUCAACGUGUAAAUUGUGUUCACAAGACAGUCAAGGAGCAUCUGUGUCCAUGGUUCUGGUCACUGCAACUUGAGCCUGUUAGGGUCAGGUUCCAUCAUGCCCAUUCUAAAAAGUUCCAUUCAGAAAACGGAAAUGACCUUCAUCCAGUUGUCGAGCCAGUGUUCUCUCAAGCACACGCUUGGGACAGGUCUGAACACAGUGUUAAAAAUGUGGAUGAACAGAUAUUUUACAGGAGACUGAACAGCUUCACUUCAUCGGAAGAAGUCUUACAUUAUAUAAGCACACUGCAGACUUUGCCUGAUACUAUGGCAGCAGGAGCCUUACAUCGGAUUUGUGAAAUGGAAAAAAAAGAUGAUGAUCAAAGGUUGCCAAAAGAAAUACUGGAGAAUAGCGCCUUUCAAGCUUUGUGUAAUCAGUUUGCACAGGACCCCUCAAAUCUGUCAAACACGGGUUUGGUGACUGCUUUGCAAGCCCUGACCCUGUAUGUGGAUCCCCAAAGUCGCUUGCUGCUAAGCCUCCUGGCAGAGUGCCAGCAUCGUCUCGAAAUGGGUAGCCUGGACAUUCACAGUCUUUGUAUCCUGGGGGAAUGUCUGAUUAAACUGCAAGGUCCAGGUUGUUCGACACUAGACCUGAUUAUAUAUCAACUGCAAGGUGAAAAUUUGGAAGAAUUUACCGCCGAGGAUAUUGUGACCCUUUACAGAAUACUGCAGGCAUGUCCUGAAAAAGUUGACCAACACCAGACGUUUUUACAUAAGAUAAAUAACUUUUCUCUGUCAGUAGUUCCCAACCUGAGUCCUAAGUUGCUGAGCCAAAUGCUCACCGCCCUGGUGGUCCUUGAUCAAACUCAGGCACUUACGCUGGUUAUAAAAUUGGGUAAAUAUGUUGUGAGGCAUAUCCCCCAUUUCAGUAAUGAAGAGCUCAAAGAAGUCUUAGAGGCAUUCAUCUACUUUGGGUACAAUGACAGAUUUUUUACAGAAGCCCUAGAGCAACAUGUCGCUUCCCUCUGUCUCACUCUGGAUCCCGAGGUUGUCAGCAAAGUCAUGGAGUAUUGCAGUAGAAAGCUGAUUUUUUCAAAACCCAUCCUCAAUGCAGUGGCAGAAACUUUUGUUUGUCAGUCAGAAAAAUUUUCACCUAAUCAAACUGCUGAGUUAAUUGAACCAUUUGGAAAACUCAAUUAUUUGCCACCAAAUGCCUCUGCUUUAUUUAGGAAGCUAGAAAACAUACUGUUAACUCGUUUCAAUUAUUUUCCACCCAAAACACUAUUGAAACUUCUCCAUUCAUGUUCACUUAUUGAAUGCCAUCCAGUCAACUUUAUGGCCAAAAUAUUCAGCCCGUAUUUUCUUCAGCAGCUGCAAGGUGAAGAGUCCUAUUUGGACAGACUGAGCCUAGCACAACUGACCCAACUUUUCUUAACCGCGAUUCUAGAAUGCCCGUUCUAUAAGGGUCCAAAACUUCUUCCUAAAUAUCAAGUGAAAUCAUUUCUUACUCCAUGCUCUUCCCUGGAGACCCCCAUGGAUUUUCAGCUAUAUAAAUCUGUGAUGAUUGGACUGAUUGACCUUUUAGGAGCAAGAUUGUAUUUUGCUUCAAAAGUGUUAACACCCUAUUGUUACACGAUAGAUGUUGAAAUUAAAUUAGAUGAAGAUGGAUUUGUAUUACCAUUUACAGUUGAUGAAGAUAUACAUAAAAGGGUAGCACUGUGCAUUGAUGGUCCAAAAAGAUUUUGUUUGAAUAGCAAACACUUACUGGGAAAGGAAGCCACUAAACAAAGACAUCUGUACUUACUUGGUUAUCAAGUUGUCCAGAUUCCCUAUUACGAGAUUGAGGUGCUAAAAUCAAGACUUGAAUUAGUGGAAUAUUUACAAAGAAAACUAUUUUCUCAAAACUCUGGUGGUCACUGGUAACAAGAAUGAAUACUGACUUCAGAACUCAAAUAGUGAAAGAACUCGCAAAUUAGCCGUUUAUUUAUGUACUUUGGUGAUCUGAAAGGGGUCUCUAGUUUCCUUAUACCAUGUAUACGCUUAUCAGUAGCAAAUUUAAAAUUAAUUUUAACCUUCAUUUAAUACUGGUAUCAGAUACUUUUAUACAUCAAACAGAAUUGAUCAAGUACAAUAAAGGAAUGUAAUGAGUAAGUGUCAUAAUUUUAAGUCUUGUGUUUUGUGACAGUUAUUGCUAACUGAAAAUAUAUUCUUGAGAGACCUUUGUUUCUUCUUCUAACAAAUAUAAGGAAGAAAUUUUAUCUGCCGGUUUUUUCUUCUGUAUUUUGUUAGAGGAAGUAAUAUAUGGUAAGGAAAAGGAGCAAUGAAAAAUAGACUAGUACUUUGGAUGUAAACAUUUAUAACUGUA
Molecule: messenger RNA, 2538 nt
Organism: Lagenorhynchus albirostris (white-beaked dolphin)
Lineage: Eukaryota; Metazoa; Chordata; Mammalia; Artiodactyla; Delphinidae
Gene: FASTKD3
Product: FAST kinase domains 3
Exons: 7
Coding region: 117-2096 (659 amino acids)
Biological process (GO): regulation of mitochondrial mRNA stability; mitochondrial RNA processing
Cellular component (GO): ribonucleoprotein granule; mitochondrial matrix
Molecular function (GO): RNA binding
Source: RefSeq, a predicted model, not a curated record